Oppia nitens is the source of this 1188-nucleotide messenger RNA. RefSeq lists its product as uncharacterized. The record is from RefSeq and is a predicted model, not a curated record. NCBI's taxonomy places the organism in Eukaryota, Metazoa, Arthropoda, Arachnida, Sarcoptiformes, Oppiidae. The transcript has 3 exons. The coding region runs from base 22 to 1188 and encodes 388 amino acids.
UUAAUUACAUACAUAAAAAACAUGUACCGGUAUUGUAAUAAACAUGGAUUGACAGUUAUAACAGCGGCAGUUAUUGUUGGCUGUCAUCAGUUGUGGCAAAACAGUUGUCAUAAGCAUCGGGAUAUUGUUGGCACACAAUAUCCAAAUGAAUUGUCGGCAUUGGAUGAUCAACAACAACAACAAUACGGACAGACAGUUGGCUAUCAGUUGAUGAAAAUGGCUCACAUGACUAACGAAAAGUACAGCAUUGAUGUCAUAAACAAUUGGAUGGACACGAAAUUUGUUAGAGUCCGGUCACCGAACUAUCGACACGUAAUGUUCGGUGAUAUCGGCACCGGUAUUAUCAUCGACUUUUACAAUAUCCCAUUGAUAGUAACCAACGAACACGUAACACGUGGCCAUCAAUUUGUACACAUAAAAUGCAAUCACGAGUCGGAAAACGAAUGGCCGAUCGGUUUAGUUGUCUACAAGAAUCCCGAAUUGGAUUUAGCGCUCAUAUAUGCGCCGAGUCUACAGAUUGGUCCGAUGGUUAGCGGAUGUACUAUCGAAUCGGAUUCGGGACUCGAAUUUGGCGAUGAACUCAUAACUUUAGGCUUUCCCCAAUACGAACCCAUUGUUAACAUAGGUUACGGCUAUGUUGUCUGUACAGAUAGUUUAGUACCGCUCUCCGAUCCCGUUGCAAUGGUUCCCGAUUGUAAAUACGUGAAACAUACGGCCGCCAAGUAUGCCGGGUUUUCCGGUGGUCCAACAGUAAAUUUGUCCGGCAAAUUGGUGGCCGUUAACUGUUUGGGCAGUAUGACUAACCUAUAUAAACAUUCAAUACUUGCCAUCAAUUUGAUUGAAAAUUUUGUUGUCAAUGGUAAUGAAUUUUUCAGACAACAGAUUGCCAGACGGGAAAGGGAGCACUCAUUGAGAUUAGGGCUAACCCUUCAAUGGAGUCCAAACUAUGGUGUUAUGGUCUACGAAAUGUUUUGCCUAACACAGGGAAACCAAAAUUUGAACAGACUUGACGUUAUACUAGAAAUCAAUGAACAAAAUAUUAUAUCAUUGGAUCACUUUAUGUAUGAGAUAAGCCGUUUUCCUGACAACAACAACAUACCGGUGCUUAUUCAUAAUUAUAGACAAUUUUCGGGUAGAUAUUAUCAACAGUUUAUUAGUGCCCAACAAUUGGACUUAAAAUGGGUUUAG